GAAAGAAAUAAAGUAAUGAAGAAAACUAGAAAUGUUGCUUCUUCUCCUAUUGAAUGUGUCCACCUCCAGACCAAACCCACCACCACUCUUGUUCGGUCUUUCUUCUUCUUCCUCUUCAACUCUCAAACAAUCUCUUCCUUUAUCAUCUUCUAUCUCUUCCUCUGUUCCUUCUUCUGGUUUUGCCAAUCACCAAACCUGACUAACCCUUCUCCUCCUCCUCUCUCCGUCGCUCCCCUUCGCGGGGAUGCCAAUUCUCCACCGCCGGAAUCUUCUUCUUCUCCGGCGACGAAAUCUUCUUUAAUGAUUUCUUCUAGAGAUCCCAAUGCCCUCUUUAGCGGCGGUGGAAUCAGCUUUUUAGCAGGAGUUAGAACUGUGAAGUUUAGUUAUGGUUAUUCUAGUCUUAAAGGUAAAAGAGCAACAAUGGAGGAUUACUUCGAAACUAGAAUCUCUGAUGUUAAUGGACAAAUGGUUGCUUUCUUUGGUGUCUUUGAUGGUCAUGGUGGAGCAAGAACUGCAGAAUAUCUUAAAAACAAUCUUUUCAAGAAUUUAGUUAGUCAUGAUGAUUUUAUCUCAGACACUAAGAAAGCUAUUGUUGAAGUUUUUAAGCAGACAGAUGAAGAGUAUCUUAUUGAAGAGGCAGGACAACCGAAGAAUGCUGGCUCGACUGCUGCGACUGCUUUUCUUAUAGGUGAUAAGUUGAUUGUUGCUAACGUUGGUGAUUCUAGAGUUGUAGCGUCAAGAAAUGGUUCAGCUGUUCCACUCUCUGAUGAUCAUAAACCUGAUAGAUCAGAUGAGCGACAACGGAUUGAAGAUGCUGGUGGCUUUAUUAUUUGGGCUGGAACAUGGCGAGUUGGUGGAAUUCUUGCGGUCUCUCGGGCUUUUGGAGAUAAGCAACUUAAGCCAUAUGUGAUUGCGGAGCCAGAAAUUCAGGAGGAGGAUAUAAGCACAUUGGAGUUUAUUGUUGUUGCUAGUGAUGGACUGUGGAAUGUGUUGUCAAACAAGGAUGCCGUGGCAAUAGUACGAGACAUUUCAGAUGCGGAAACAGCAGCAAGAAAGCUUGUGCAAGAAGGUUACGCACGGGGUAGCUGCGACAAUAUCACUUGCAUUGUUGUACGAUUCGAGGUUUCUUGAGCAAGAACCAAAUUCAUAUUGUUCUUGUUCUAUGAAUGUACCAUCUUCAGCUGUUGAAUACACUAACAUAUUUGGGUUAUACAAUUUUAUAAAAGAAAGAUAUAUUUAUGAGACUCUA
This is a messenger RNA of Arabidopsis thaliana (thale cress), 1249 nucleotides long. Its product is annotated as Protein phosphatase 2C family protein. Bases 16 to 1131 code for a protein of 371 amino acids. Lineage: Eukaryota; Viridiplantae; Streptophyta; Magnoliopsida; Brassicales; Brassicaceae. Gene Ontology annotation, molecular function: cation binding; protein serine/threonine phosphatase activity. The record is from RefSeq and is marked reviewed. The transcript has 8 exons. Gene Ontology annotation, cellular component: membrane.